Penaeus indicus is the source of this 3254-nucleotide messenger RNA. RefSeq names its product ice-structuring glycoprotein-like. The transcript is spliced from 4 exons. The record is from RefSeq and is a predicted model, not a curated record. The coding region runs from base 33 to 3098 and encodes 1021 amino acids. Lineage: Eukaryota; Metazoa; Arthropoda; Malacostraca; Decapoda; Penaeidae.
AACGCCGGCACAGCACACGCAAGCAGCUAGACAUGAAGUGUCUGGUGGUAGCAGCGCUGGCGGUAGUAGCCGUGGGCUCACCUGUACCAGACAAUUGUGUCGUGCCAUGUGGAACUGUCGGCCAGACUUAUGUGGCCUUGCCACUCCAGUACCAGGCAGCCUAUGCAGUUGGUGCUGGCCCAGUGGCACCAACUCCUGAAGUCCAGCAAGCUACUGCAGCUUUCAUGGCUGCCUGGAAUGCUGCUGCCGCUGGAGCAAAUACCCUUACAUCGACGCUAUUGACGCCAUCAGGAUAUGUUCAAAAUCCUGCACAAGUCCACACAGCCUGUUCACAGUUCUUGGCAGCAUGGAAUCAAGCUGCUACACGUGCAGCAACUGUCCAGCAUGCAGUCUACUCUCUUCCACAACCAGUUCGGCAAACUGAAGAAGUAAGGAAAGCUACUGAGGAGUUUAUGGCUGCAUGGAGGGCUGCUGCUCAGCGUGUUUCAACUAUUCAGCAAGCAAUCCCUGUUUCUGUUGAUCCUUAUUCCUCUGCACCUAAGCCGGUAGAAGCUACUGAAGAGGUCAAAAGGGCUACAGCUGAAUUCAUGGAAGCUUGGAAUAAGGCUGCAGCAAGAGUGCCAUCUAUUCAAACCACCAUGUACCAGCUCUCAGGAACAACAGCUGCUGCUGCUCCUCAGGCAGCAGGAUCUACUCCCCAGUUUACUCCAUCGGUUGAACAAGCUACUGCUGAGUUCAUGAAGGCAUGGAAUGCUGCUGCUGCUGCCGCUGCAGCUGCUCCUGAUGUCAAUAUCAUCAUGGGUGCUAGCUCACGUCCCCAAACCCCUGCCCAAUCUGUUGGUACCUACUCUGCCCCUUCUUACACUCCAGCUGCUCCUUCUGUACCUUCACAUGGAGCUCCCCAGCCAGUUCAACCUACUCCUGAAGUUCAGAGAGCUACUGCAGAAUUCAUGGCUGCAUGGAAUAAGGCUGCUGCACGAGCAACCAAGAUUCAGUCAGUCUUAGUUAAGUCUGGAACUCCUGGUCAUUACAACAUUCAGGUUCCUCAGCAGGUUCAGGCUACCAGGGAAGUGCAAAAGGCUACAGCUGAAUUCAUGGCUGCAUGGAAUGAAGCUGCACGUCGGGCAACUACUGUACAGCAUGCUAUGUAUUCUGUACCUCAGCCAGUCCAGCCAACUGAAGAAGUUCGACGAGCUACUGCUGAGUUCAUGGCUGCUUGGGAAGCUGCUGCACGGAGAGCAUCUGCUAUCAGACAAGCAGUGAGUGUGACUGCUGAUCCUUAUUCUGCUGCGCCAAAACAGGUAGAGGCUACUGAGGAAGUUAAGAGAGCCACUGCUGAAUUCAUGGAUGCUUGGAAUAAGGCUGCAGCUAGAGUAGGAGCCAUUCAGACUACUGUUUACCAAGUAGCAGGUACUGUACCAGCUGCUGCUCCUGCUCAAGCUUCUGGUUCUGCUCCCCGUUUCACCCCAUGCUCAGCUGCUGCAGCUGCUCCUGAUGUCAAUAUCAUUAUGGGUGCUAGCUCUCUUCCCAGGACUCCUGCUCAAGCUGUUGUAUACCAAGCACACUCUGUUGGUACCCCAUCUGCUCCUUCCUCUUUCACUCCAGCUGCUCCUGCUGUACCUUCAUAUGGAGCUCCCCAGCCAGUUCAACCUACUCCGGAAGUUCAGAGAGCUACUGCAGAAUUCAUGGCUGCAUGGAAUAAGGCUGCUGCACGAGCAACCGAGAUUCAGUCAGUCUUAGUUCCUCAGCAGGUUCAGGCUACCAGGGAAGUGCAAAAGGCUACAGCUGAAUUCAUGGCUGCAUGGAAUGAAGCUGCACGUCGGGCAACUACUGUACAGCAUGCUAUGUAUUCUGUACCUCAGCCAGUCCAGCCAACGGAAGAAGUUCGACGAGCUACUGCUGAGUUCAUGGCUUCUUGGGAAGCUGCUGCACAGAGAGCAUCUGCUAUCAGACAAGCAGUGAGUGUGACUGCUGAUCCUUAUUCUGCUGCACCAAAACAGGUAGAGGCUACUGAGGAAGUUAAGAGAGCCACAGCUGAAUUCAUGGAUGCUUGGAAUAAGGCUGCAGCUAGAGUAGGAGCCAUUCAGACUACUGUUUACCAAGUAGCAGGUACUGUACCAGCUGCUGCUCCUGCUCAAGCUUCUGGUUCAGCUCCUCGCUUCACCCCAUCAGUGGAACAAGCAACUGCUGAAUUCAUGAAGGCAUGGAAUGCUGCUGCUGCUGCCGCUGCAGCUGCUCCUGAUGUCAAUAUCAUCAUGGGUGCUGGUUCCCGGCCUCAGGCUCCUUCCCACUCUUUUAGCUAUUCAGCACCCACCUCUGCUGUGCAUACUUAUGGUGUUCCCCAACCUGUACAGCCCACCCCUGAAGUUCAGAGAGCAACAGCUGAAUUCAUGGCAGCAUGGAAUGCUGCUGCUCAGGGGGCUACACAGAUUCAGACAUCUCUGGUGAAAUCUGGUCAAGCUCCUACACAGGUUGUUGCAACAGAUGCUGUCAAGAAGGCAACACAAGAGUUCAUGGCAGCAUACAAUGCAGCUGCUAGAAGAGCAGGUGUUGUUGAACAGGCAGUGUCAACCAUUCCACAACAGGUCCAACAGACUGAGGAGGUUAAGAGAGCUACAGCAGAAUUCAUGACUGCAUGGCAUGAUGCUGCUCAACGAGCAUCAGCCAUUAAGCUGACAGUAUCAGGACCACAGCCAGUGCAACCAACUGAUGAGGUGCAGAGAGCUACAGCUGCAUUCAUGGCUGCUUGGAAUCGCGCUGCUUCCCGAGUUCCAAAGAUUGAGACAACCAUGUAUACACUGUCAGGUUCAAGUGCACUGGAUACCUGUGCUGCUUGUGCAGCCCCAUCACCUGUUUCUGAUACCCCUGAGGUAAGAGCUGCCAAAGAACAGUUCAUGGCCACAUUCAGAGCUGCCGAAGAGGCUGCUCGCCGCGCAUCUGUGUCCCGUGGUGUACUGCCUGUUCCCCCAGUGUUGGCUGUGCAUGCCCCAUCCCAUGUAGUAACAUACAGCACAGGUGCCCCUACCCACGGUUACAUUCUUUCUGACCGUCUCUUUGCUCCCUUCCAUGGACUUCCUCUUCAUGUGAAGGACUGCUAAGGAAAAAAAAAAAAAAAAUCCUGUAUGGCUGAUCUAGCUAUCAUCAUUUAUAGAUUCUUGUUACUUUUCCACGACAAAUGCGAUUGUAAAUAAAAAAACUAAAUGAAUCAGAAUGUUAUAGAAUUAAACUAUUUCACACGAAAUAUUAUUCAGUGU